AUGGGCACCAAGAACCUGUCCCUGCUCUUCGCGCCCAGCCUCUUCCAGACCGACGGCAAAGGGGAGCACGAGGUCAAGGUGAUGGAGGACCUGAUUGAGAACUACGCCCACGUUUUCAACAUAGAGGAGGAGCAGGUGUUGCAGAUGGAGCUGGAGAACAGUCUCAUCACCACGUGGCGGGACGUGCAGGUGCUGGCGCGACAGCGGCCCCUGCACCCCAAGGAGAGGGUCUUGGAGCAGGCUCUGCAGUGGUGCAAGCUGCCGGAGCCCAGCUCCGCCUACCUGCUGGUGAGGAAGGUUCCCAUUGGAGAAGGCAGCUGUCUCUUCACAGGGGCCAAGCGCCAGAGCCCCAAGUGCGGGGUGCUGAAGUGCCGAGAGGAGCCCCCCAAGCUCCUGGGCUGCAAGUUUCAGGAGCGAUACUUCGUCAUCCAGGAGCACAAGCUGCUGCUGCUGAAGGAGAAAAGG
Molecule: messenger RNA, 465 nt
Organism: Pelodiscus sinensis (Chinese soft-shelled turtle)
Lineage: Eukaryota; Metazoa; Chordata; Testudines; Trionychidae
Source: RefSeq, a predicted model, not a curated record